UUCAUUAACUUUCGGCAAUAUCCUUUGCACUUUCUUCUGCAGCAGCCAUGAAAGCUCUCUCUGAAUUCUUCUCCAACCUCAAAACCAUGACCAAAGUCUUCUUCAACCUCCUACUUCUUGAAAUCAUAUUUUUAAUCCGUUCACUCACCGGAUUAAGCCCCAACUCUGAUAAACGCGUAAUCACCACUAACCAAUACCUUAAACUCAUUGAAAAAAACAAUCCCACAACUCGUUUCACUAAAAGAAUGAGGAUUAUGGCCGAGUCGACUGAAUGCACGGUGUGUUUAUCUGAAUUCAAAGAAGGAGACAAGAUUAGAAAGUUGCAAUGUAAGCACACGUUCCAUAAGGAUUGCCUAGAUUGCUGGCUACAACAAUAUUGUCGUGGCACAUGCCCACUUUGCCGGACUAAGGUUUUGCAAGAUGAUAUUGUGGCUAGUUACCGUCGGAUGCGAAAUCAGGUAGAGUACGAUGGGAGUGAUGAGGAGCUCAUUUUCUUGUUGUCUGCAUUACAUGGCAAUAGUUUACAUAGAUUGUUCUAAGUUGUCUCUUUUAUAUAGAAUACAUGUCCCAAGUUUUGUACAUAGAAGCGCAUAGAUUCUUGUCUUGUGUUUUGACACAAAGAAAAGAAAAAAGUAGGUAUUUUGUAUUUUGAUCUUGCUUUAGAUUAGUGUAUUCACGACUAUAUUCAAAAUUUAAUAAGAUAAGUUUCUAAGCUUUCUUGUUA
Quercus lobata is the source of this 724-nucleotide messenger RNA. RefSeq names its product E3 ubiquitin-protein ligase RHA2B-like. The coding region runs from base 48 to 539 and encodes 163 amino acids. NCBI's taxonomy places the organism in Eukaryota, Viridiplantae, Streptophyta, Magnoliopsida, Fagales, Fagaceae. The record is from RefSeq and is a predicted model, not a curated record. The transcript has a single exon.